This is a messenger RNA of Macrosiphum euphorbiae (potato aphid), 1224 nucleotides long. The record is from the annotation of a GenBank genome assembly. Lineage: Eukaryota; Metazoa; Arthropoda; Insecta; Hemiptera; Aphididae.
AUGGACCUACUAUUAUUGGAUGACGUGGAAGCCAUAGCUGUGGCACAUGCGCUAUAUAAACGACAUCAGCAAAAAAAAAAAAUAUCGAAGAGACGUUAUUGGGUACAUCCACUCAACUUAAAAAGGCCGCAAGAAGGCCAAUUCAAUGUUAACUUUAUGGUACUUCGAGCACAUCCAGAAGAGUUUUUCAAGUACUACCGAAUGUCUGUACAAUCGUUUGACGAAUUGAUUUCAUUAAGUGAACCAUUUAUAUCAAAACAAUUGACAAAUAUGCGCAUUCCAAUUUCAAAAGAAGAAAGGCUGACAAUUACUUUGAGAUACUUGGCAACAGGAACACAUUACACGGCGUUACACUUUGAGUUUUUAGCAGGAGUAUCUACUAUAGCAAAGAUAGUCCAAGAAACUUGCGAUGUUUUAUGGAAAGUGUUACAACCUUUAGAAAUGGCGGAACCAACAACAAAUGACUGGCUGGAUAUAUCGAAAGGUUUUUACGAAAAAACGAACUUUCCAAAUACUGUUGGAGCGGUGGAUGGAAAACACAUAAGGCUCGAGUGUCCCAACAACAGUGGCUCAUUGUAUUAUAACUACAAAAACUUUUUUUCCCUAAUUCUUAUGGCCAUUUGUGAUUCAAAUUAUUGUUUUCGAAUCAUCGAUGUUGGGUCCUAUGGGAAAGAAAGCGACUGUAACGUAUUCAAAACUUCAACAUUCGGUAAAAAGUUGUACUCGGGUAGUGUAAAUUUUCCACCAGAUCAAUGCUUACCAGGUGAUGAUAAUGGUGUGCCACAGCCGUUUAUUUUAGUUGCCGAUGAAGCUUUUGCUCUCCACAAACAUUUGUUACGACCGUUUCCAGGCAGAACAUUGAACAACAACAGGAGGAUUUUCAACUAUCGUCUAUCGAGGGCCCGUCAAUACAUAGAAUGUUCGUUUGGGAUUUUGUCUAAAAAAUGGCGAGUGUUUCAAACGAGCAUGUUAGUUGACCCAAAUGUUGCAGUAAAAAUAACAAAAGCCUGCUGCGUCUUACAUAAUUUUGUUCGACGCCGAGACGGAGGAGACGGUGAAGGUAUUUUUGAAGACACUCAAAGCAAUCUUAUGGAAAGUAUAACGGAGAGAAGAGGUGUUGGAAAUUCACAGACCAACGCAAAAGAUAUUAGGGAAUAUUUCGUGACAUAUGUGAAUGAUCCAAAUCAUGCACUUAGCUGGCAGAACAAAAUUAUUGGUGAAUAA